Nicotiana attenuata is the source of this 1062-nucleotide messenger RNA. RefSeq names its product 60S ribosomal protein L8. Gene Ontology annotation, molecular function: RNA binding; structural constituent of ribosome. The transcript has 2 exons. Gene Ontology annotation, cellular component: ribosome; cytosolic large ribosomal subunit. Lineage: Eukaryota; Viridiplantae; Streptophyta; Magnoliopsida; Solanales; Solanaceae. The record is from RefSeq and is a predicted model, not a curated record. Gene Ontology annotation, biological process: cytoplasmic translation. The coding region runs from base 93 to 875 and encodes 260 amino acids.
GCAAUCCUUUACCCUAAAAACCCUAAGUAUAUCAUCUCCUUCGUAUCAUUUCCUCAACUCCUCCGGCGAGAGAGAGAUAGAGAGACGGCGAAAUGGGUCGUGUAAUCAGAGCACAACGUAAGGGAGCAGGAUCCGUUUUCAAAUCCCACACUCACCACCGUAAAGGCCCGGCCCGAUUCCGUACCCUCGAUUUCGGCGAACGUAAUGGUUACCUAAAGGGAGUAAUCACAGAAGUGAUUCACGAUCCCGGUAGAGGAGCACCACUCGCGCGCGUGACAUUCCGUCAUCCGUUCCGUUACAAGCACCAAAAAGAGUUGUUCGUUGCUGCUGAAGGGAUGUACACUGGUCAGUUCGUUUACUGUGGUAAGAAAGCUACUCUUAUGGUCGGCAAUGUGUUGCCGCUCAGAUCUAUUCCUGAAGGAGCUGUUGUGUGUAAUGUGGAGCAUAAAGUAGGAGAUCGUGGUGUUUUUGCUAGAUGCUCUGGUGAUUAUGCCAUUGUUAUCAGUCACAACCCUGAUAAUGGUACCACUAGGGUUAAGCUUCCAUCAGGAGCCAAAAAGAUUGUGCCAAGUGGAUGUCGUGCCAUGAUUGGUCAAGUUGCUGGAGGAGGACGUACUGAGAAACCAAUGCUCAAAGCUGGUAAUGCUUACCACAAGUAUCGGGUGAAGAGGAACUGCUGGCCUAAGGUCCGUGGUGUUGCUAUGAAUCCUGUGGAGCAUCCUCAUGGUGGUGGUAACCAUCAACAUAUUGGUCAUGCCAGCACAGUCCGUCGUGAUGCACCUCCUGGGCAAAAGGUCGGUCUUAUUGCUGCAAGGAGGACUGGUCGUCUCCGUGGUCAAGCUGCUGCCACUGCUUCUAAGGCUGACAAGGCUUAAGACAAUUUGCUUGUUACUUUUUAUCUUGUCAUUGUGUCCUGUUCAAUUUUUGAGUAUUCAGCUACAACAAUUUGGUAGUAAAGUUAGUAACAUGCUAAAUUUUGUUGGGAUGUUUAGUAAGUUUUGUUAUCGUGAUCUUUCUGUGGUGCAUUUUACCUUUAUCAAUGUCAUUCAUUUACUUCAUGAA